Molecule: messenger RNA, 1562 nt
Organism: Mus caroli (Ryukyu mouse)
Lineage: Eukaryota; Metazoa; Chordata; Mammalia; Rodentia; Muridae
Source: RefSeq, a predicted model, not a curated record
UAGUCUUGCCUCAGCUAUUUGAGUACAGAAAUUUGUGGGAGCAUCCAUGCCCAUCAUUGGGGCUGCAUUUGAGUUUGUUGAUUUCAAGUUAGAAUUGUAAAUUUAAAAUUGUUAGGCAAGAGCGAGCCAGAUAGCUCAGAGGGUAAAGCUUUAUGACUUGAGUUCAAUCCCUAGAAAUUCAUGUUGGAAGAAGAGAACCAGAUUGAGCAGUUUGGCCUCUGAUCUUGUGCUCGCACGCGCGCACUCACACACAUUAAAUGAAGUAAAAAGAGUUUAAGGUAGAAAGAGUCCCUCUAACUGAUUAUUGCUUCUUUAUUUUCCUGACUCUUUUGGUCUAGGAGAAAUAUGACUCAGAAUUCCAUAACUGCUCCCGUGUUUUUCUCCUUCCCAGCUCACGGAUGAUUGACAUCCAGACCAAGAUGACUGAGCGAGCGCUGGAGCUCCUCUGUUUACCAGAGGGUCAGCCCUCUUACCUGUUAGACAUUGGCUGCGGUUCUGGACUGAGUGGAGAUUAUAUCUCGGAAGAGGGACACUACUGGGUGGGCAUUGACAUCAGCCCUGCCAUGUUGGACGCCGCGUUGGACCGAGACACAGAGGGGGACCUGCUGCUAGGGGACAUGGGCCAGGGUGUCCCUUUCAGACCGGGCUCUUUUGAUGGCUGCAUCAGCAUCUCUGCCGUGCAGUGGCUCUGCAACGCCAACAAGAAGUCGGACGUCCCUGCCAGGCGCCUGUACUGCUUCUUUUCUUCCUUGUACUCUGCCCUUGUCCGUGGGGCCCGAGCUGUCCUGCAGCUGUACCCUGAGAACUCGGAGCAGCUGGAGCUGAUCACAACCCAGGCCACGAGGGCAGGCUUCACUGGUGGCGUGGUGGUAGACUUCCCCAACAGUGCCAAAGCAAAGAAGUUCUACCUCUGUCUGUUUUCUGGGCCUUCUACCUCCCUGCCAAAGGGGCUGACUGAAAGUCAGGAUGCAGACCAGGCCUCCGAGUCCACGUUUACCAGUGAGCGGGCCCCACACAAGAAGGCACGGAGGGACCUGGUAAAGAAGAGCNGGGAAUGGGUCCUAGAGAAGAAGGAGAGGCGCAGGCGCCAGGGCAAGGAGGUCAGACCUGACACCCAGUACACCGGCCGCAAGCGCAAGCCCCGCUUCUGAGUGCGCUGUAUCUAAUCAGUUGGAGAUAGAGCCUGGCCACCCACACCUGCAGCCAGUCCUGCAGCCGUCCUGGCCACCCACUCUGUUCAGAGAGUGGGAGCUGCCCAGCCCAGGACCUGCCUCGGGAAUUCUCUGGACUGAACUGUUUACCUCAGCAGCUAGCAACAUAGUAUUUUAGAAAAGUUGGGAGGCUCUCAAAAUAUUUUUUCACUAAAAGAGUUCCAGGGAUCUGGGUUUGGCAGCUCAGAUCCUGUAAUCCCAACACCCUCCCGGGAGUCUGAGACAAGAAGAUGGAAAGUUCCAGGCCAGUCCAGACUACACAGCAAAAACCUGUCUUACAAAAACAAAAAGAAAAGAAUUUCUAAGGAUGUUUUAUUUUGUCCUAAAUGCAUUAAAUGACUUUCUAAGUAA